UGGAGGCGCGGUCCAGUCACCAUCACUUUUGUUGUGCGGGAUGCAGACAGCUGUUGUAAACCUCGACACUACUUUAGCUUUCACGACAACAUGCGACACAACUGCUAUUUAUAACUAAGUAGACUUCGUCUUUGUUGCUAGUGAACGUGUUUGUUGAAGGCAAUUUUGUCCCUAUUAUGAGCACUCAUGGUGAGUGUUAGCUCGUCGGUUUAACCGGUUGCGCUGUGGGCAACUCAAGUUUCCAAGUCAGUCAACAUGGACGGAGUGCUGGACUUCACGGAGUGCAUCGCGGAUUCUCCUGACUUCAGGCUGAAACUGGAUCGCUUUGAAGAGGAUGUUUCUCUGCUCCAGACACAACUGGACAAGGUGACAAUGUUGUGCGGGAAAAUGGCGGAGGCGGGACAAGCGUACACCGCAGCCAAUCAGCUGUUUCUCGCCGGCCUGUCCGAGCUCUUCACUCGUCACAAGGAGGACGGCGUCGUGGGGAAGUGCCUGAUCCAGUUCGAGCAAGGCCUGCAGGAGCUGCUCACGUUCCACAAUAUGUUGUUGGAUCAGAGCCAGCGAGCCGUCAGCCAUCAACUCAGCAGCCUACGCAAGCAGUUCCUGCCUCAUUUGUGGGAGACGCGUGCAGAGUUUGUGCGCAUCGGCGAGGACGUGGCCGUGGCAGCCGACAAGAACGCUCGUGUGUCUCAACGCAAACCGACCGAGGCUGAGAGCGCCGCUCACCUGCUUGUUGCCACUAGGAAAUGCCACCAACACUUUGCCUUGGAUUAUUGUCUGCAGCUCAACACGUUGAAGAUGCUGCAUAAGACAGACAUCUUGAACUCGGUAUUCUCCUUGGUCAACGCUCAGCUGACGUUCUUCCAUCAAGGCUUUGACCUCAUCCGAGAUCUCGAGCCCGCCACGAAGAUCAUGGCCGCUCAGUUGUGCGAGUGGUCGGCUGAAUGUGCGAGCAAGCGGAAAGAUCUGGAGAAUGCUCACCUGCUGGUCCAGCAGGGAGAAGCCUCAGGAGAGACAACUGUGAGGCCGUGUGAUGCAAAUGAUGACGUCAUCCAAGGUUACCUGUUCAAGCGCUCCCGGAGGAAGUCCAAAACGUGGAAGAGGUGCUGGUUCUCCAUCAGAGACAACCAGCUCACUUACAGGAAGUCCCACAAAGAGCCGCCCAUGCUUCUGUUUGAGGACCUGCGACUGUGUGCCGUCAAGUCUUUGGAGGACCUGGACCGUCGGUUCUGCUUCCAACUGAUAUCUGUUCACAAGUGUUGUGUCCUUCAGGCCGACUCGGAGCCCGCAAGGCUGGCGUGGACGUCCGCGUUGCAGGGCAGCAUCGACACGGCGUACCGAGAGCGAGGCCGAGUCUCGUCAACGCAGCCGCUUGAGCCGCAGGAGCCCCUCCCUGCUGACGACGCCGAUCGGAGGAAAGCGGCACUGGCCGUAGCCUCGCGCGGCGCCGGCAACGGUCGCUGCUGCGACUGCGGCGAGGAGGAGCCUCGGUGGGCCGCCGUCAACUUGGCCGUCACCGUGUGCAUCCAGUGCUCCGGAAUACACCGGAGUCUGGGCGUCCAUGUGUCCAAGAUCCGCUCACUCACGCUGGAUUCGUGGGAACCGGAGCAGCUCAAGCUGCUGUGUGUCCUGGGAAACAACACCAUCAAUGAGAUUUUUGAGGCGCGGUGUUCACCCCGAGUCAAACCCACCGCUGAGAGUCCCCGCGCGGAGAAGGAGGCCUGGAUCCGAGACAAAUAUGUGGAGAAGACCUUUGUGAGGCGUCAUGAUGACGACACACAUGCCGCGGACGCCUCGCCGCUGCUGCGUCUCUACCGUGCCGCGGUGGCCGGAGAUUUGGUCACCAUGGUGACAGCGCUGGCCCAGGGGGCGACGGUGAACGGGAGCGUGGCGCAGGAGGAAGGACGCACCGCCCUCAUCGGGGCCGCUCAAGGGGGGUCGCUGUUGGCGUGUGAGUUCUUGCUGCAGAAUGGCGCCAACAUCAACUACAGAGACCGAAGAGGACAAGGAGCUCUGCAUGCAGCAGCCACCGCGGGACACACCGGGCAGGUGUGUCUGCUGCUGAAGCGAGGAGCCAAUCAGUACGCGGUGGAUGAGGGUGGACGCGACCCGCUGGCCAUCGCCGUGGAGACGGCGCACGCGGACAUCGUCACACUCCUCCGCAUGGCCAGAAUGAACGAGGAGAUGCGAGAUUCCGAAGGAGCAUUCGGAGCAGCGGGCGACGACCAAACCUUUCGGGACAUUUUCCGAGAUUUCAGCGACAUGGCGUCGCACGACCCGGAGAAGCUGGCCAGAAGAACCUUUGGGCGACCAGGGGACAACGGGAACGCUUGAACGGGUUACCUCACUGCAAAGUACGUCUUUCGCAGGCGGUCUUUGUGCUCACCUGACUCAAGUACACUAUACCGGUUCCUUCUGCACUGACGGUUUACAGUCAUCCAUUUUUAACAAGAACUAACCUAACUGUUUUCCCCCAUUGUCAAAAAACAACUAGAUUUUCAAUUUUGACGCGAGAUAAUAUGGCACGCAAGAGGUGGAGUUUUACUAAACUUCUCACACAGUCUUAAAUUUAUAUUAAAGGACCACGGACAUCCCUAAAACAUUGUGAAAUAGAUAUUGUAAUGAAAAAUACAUCUAACAUUAAUGACUUCAAUGUCUAUAUGAAAAAAUAAAUGAGCAGAGAGCGUGUCAUCCAUCCGCAAAGAUGUGGAAGCGUCACUCGACAUCGAAGUGUUAGCCAUAUUUCCUGCAACGUCAUCAGCAGACGUCACACUGGGACAUUCGCCAUUGAAAACACGUAGUGGCAGCUGCUUUGGGAGAGGAACAACAGAGAUUUUCGGAUUUUUCCGACGCCCCUUCUGAUACGGAAGCUCUUUUCGAAGAAGAGAACAUCUCACAAUCAAGUGAAGUGACCGGGGAAAUAUCAUUUAUCUAGGAUCUAUCAUUUAAGGCCAUAUUUAGAUGAUAUGUGGAUCACUUCUAAUUAACAACAGAGUCCCCGAGAGUAUGCAGCGGACUCGGCUGCGAACAACGACAAUGCCAUAAAGCCGCCCGGCUCGGCGCCGCGAUGGGCCACCUUGCCGCAGCAAUGAGCCACCCCAGCUCGGCGCCGCGAUGAGUCACCCCGGCCAAAGCCGUGAUUGGCGGACGCGGCAACAAAGCCGUUAUCGGCUGUGAUCGGCACCCCCAACUUUUCCUUUUUUAUUUUUUUAGCAGCUCUAUACACACUUACUUGUCAUUUGGAACCCACGAAGCUCUUGUCCUUUACACCUAUUCAAUCCAUUUUUCACGAUGAACCAAGUCUUUUGGAAAUAUAUGAAGAGUAAAUCCAUCCUCCCGAGUGUUCGAACAAUAUCCAGCAAUACAACGACCCGGCAUUUUGGCUAAUAUGAAGGAACAAAGAGCUACCUUCCUGCAUAUAAACACACGAGGCUGCCUGAGUUGAUUCCUGCUGAAUAACGUCACUUCCUGCUUCCUCUCCAAAACAAAUCCCUCGAGAGGAGUUUAAUGGCGGGAGUUACAAAAAGCCAUAUACGUCAAAGUCAUGUUGUGUGGUGAAAAAACAGAUGGGUCCAUUUCGGGUACCUUUUUUUUUUUUUUUUAAAUUAAAAACAUACUAAAAAGCAUGCUUUGCCUGUCAGUGGCCCCUUAAAUCAAGCUAUUUUCAACUAUCGAUUCAUCCAUUGGAAAAGUAACAGACCAAUGGGCAGACAGACCAAUCGUGACAAUUUGUGAUAAAAAAAAAUGACGUUGACCAUAUUCGGAGGUUUCUGCCAGACAGUGAUGGUAUGAACUACUGUAUAAUAAUGAAAAAAUAUUUCAUGUGGCGCCACCAUCUGGUGAAGGCUGCUAUUGCAUUGAUAACCAGCUAAGAUGCUAACACUUGUGUGACUGGUUGAAUGUAUGUGCCCUGCAAUUGGCAAGCAACAAGUUCAGGGUGUACUCCCCCUCCUCCCUGAAGAUAGCUGGGAUUGGCUCCGGCACUCCCGCGACCGUUGUGAGGAUAAGAGGCUGACAAAAUAGAUGGUUUGUGGAUUUACAUUCCUUUAUGACUGUGUGUUUAUUAUCCAUCCGUCCAAGUUGUUGUAAGUGUAUGCUUUCAGACAGCAAGCGCCACAACUUUCUGCUCAAACUUUUACUAUAUAAGUUUGCAAAAGAAGACAGACAUGAAGUUAUGUCCAGUGUUUAACAUGUUAGCCUAACUGCUAACAUUUUUCAUGUUUACUUUGUCAAAAAGGGACAUUUUGCCUCCUUUGAAGCACCUCCGUAAUCACUUCUGAAUUUCACAAAUGUUUACAAAGCAGCAGUUACAUUUUCAAUAUUGAAAUAUUGGGGAGGGGGGUUAAAGUGAACUUUUCACAUUGCUGCUCACGUAUUUUGUCAUCUUACUGAGGAAUUAUAAAUGGCUGCUAACUUUUUUUUUUAACAAAUUAACCUUUGAGUUACUCACGUAUUAUUGUGUAAUAAACCUUUAAAAACAAAGAAAAUUGAUGUUAUAAUUUUGUACGAAAAUCUUAAGUUUGGGAGGGGCACUAUAGCCUAACAGCUACCCCCCCCAACCUACAACCCCCCAGAAAUGGGUGUAUGCGGUGGAUUAUAUACUUUCGUGAUGGUGAGAGGAGCAUCAAGGCUGUUUCUAAAUUGUACAUUUAACUGAGGAAUGUUUAUAUUCUUAAACUACUUCUUGAUCUGGGUUGUUUGAAGAUGUGUAAAAGAUGCUCUAAAUAUUGUAAAAAAAUGAUUUCUAGCGAUGACUGUGUACAGUUGCUGUUUGUCUUGAAUAGCUGUAAUUAAUGACUUCUUUAUUGCGCUGGUUGGGUUCGGGCAAGGAAUCUUUCAGAUUCUUGCGCUCAAAAUUUGUCAUGUAACUGUUAUAGAAACGUCACUCUUUUAGAUUGCAUCUAAUUGAUGUUUUUGCCUUUUAAAAGUAAUUUUUUUCAGAGAAUCUUCUGUGAGGUAUUUUCUUUUCGUCAGUUCCAUUUUUCUUGUUCUUGUGGGAAGAAUAUAUUGCCUCUCACCGGUAGAUAUUCUGUUAUAGAAUUACAAGGUUAAGUCUGGCUGAUUAUCUUUGUGUUUCAUAUGACAUUUGCCAAUAUCUGCUUUUAUUUUGGAAAUGACUUCUAUUGUUGAUUUUCUGACCACUUUUAUGGCUCAAACAAGAAACUGAAUCAUAAUCAAUUUAUGUUGAUGUCAAUUUGAAAUAACAUCCAC
Messenger RNA from Syngnathoides biaculeatus (alligator pipefish), 5211 nucleotides. RefSeq names its product BAR_ACAPs and ArfGap_ACAP domain-containing protein. Gene Ontology annotation, molecular function: protein binding; GTPase activator activity. The record is from RefSeq and is a predicted model, not a curated record. Lineage: Eukaryota; Metazoa; Chordata; Actinopteri; Syngnathiformes; Syngnathidae. The transcript has 22 exons. Gene Ontology annotation, cellular component: cytoplasm. The coding region runs from base 256 to 2334 and encodes 692 amino acids.